Messenger RNA from Marchantia polymorpha subsp. ruderalis, 1232 nucleotides. The record is from the annotation of a GenBank genome assembly. NCBI's taxonomy places the organism in Eukaryota, Viridiplantae, Streptophyta, Marchantiopsida, Marchantiales, Marchantiaceae.
UCGCCAUAUUCCUACAGAGCCCGCAACAUCCUGCCUGGGAGCUGGCGAGAGCUGGUGGAGUGCAUGACAGGCAACGUACCCCAUCAUUUUCUGGUCGGAUAACCACCAGUUCGUUCCUGUUGUGAGAGCCCGCCACGAGACCUGCAUUGGCUUCCAUUUCCUGGAGUCAAUGGCUCUGCUACUCGGUCGCUCAACAAGAAGCCUGCCUGCCUGCUGCCUGCGCGAGCUUCGGCCUACUUCCGAAGCAGAUGGUCCCUGCUUUUCACGCCUCGGUCCUCAACACUCAUGUCUGCCACAGAGCAUGCUCUCGUCGUCCUCGUCGUCACCUGCGGUUGUGGUCGUCGGCUUCGGUUCCUGGAUGAAGGGAGGGCGCAGGAGCAGCAAUCCGGCUACAGCAUGCCCACCUCAGAAGACACAGCGGCCCCGCAAUGUUUGCUCUGUUCCAUUCCAGGGAGAGGGAGGGGGAGGGGCGGCCCAGGAAGCGAUUCCCAGAAGAAGAGCUGAGCUAUGUCUCCUCUUCUUCCGUGCCCCUGCGCUUACAUACACUCCGCUCGAAGAAACAACGAGCACUUCUACUCUCUCACACACAACACUCUCCUCUCUCUCUCUCUCUCUCUCACACUCACUCACUGCACUCUCGUCUUCUCUACCUCCCUCCCCGUGUCCUAGAAGCCUCCCGCUGGCUGCUUCCUGACUGCCCUCCACUCACGAUUCGCUGGAGCGCAGGGUGAUUAUAUAGAAUGGACAACGACUACGGAGCAGCAGCGGGGGGAAGAAAGAGAGUUGCGAGCGAGAGAGCGAGCGGGACCGACAUGCCCAAGCCCCAGCCAGCAUGGUUGGCCUGGCCUGGCCCUGGCUUUGGGCCUGGGCUUGGGCUUGGGCUUGGGCGGGGGCUGGGCUUGGGAAAGGGGCUAGGCUCGAGCACACACCAACAAACAUUUCUUCACUGCUCAGAUAAGAUUUUUACUGCAGCCAUCGAGUUGUACUGCGGUACCUCCGGUGGCAGCGCUGCCGCCCCUCCGUCGCUCCCUCGCAGCACAACGUGUCGAACAACAUUCCUCCCUCCCCUCGGAGGCGGGUGGGUCAGUCAACCGGGCCGUCAAACCGGGGCUGCUGCUGGCUCUGGGGCUCUCUGGGGCUCUGGGGCUCGGGAAUCGGGGGGUCGGGAGGGGGGCGGGGGAAGGGAUAGACAGAUGGAUGGCACUCAUGCUAAUUAUCAAGCCCCGGCAUAA